Molecule: messenger RNA, 3769 nt
Organism: Microbotryum saponariae
Lineage: Eukaryota; Fungi; Basidiomycota; Microbotryomycetes; Microbotryales; Microbotryaceae
Source: the annotation of a GenBank genome assembly
AUGUCCUACCGAUCGCAAGCGCACCCUUACACCUCCUCGACCCAAGCAGCGGUACCACCACCUGCACCACUUGCGACGAGUAGUGGUGAUCAGCACGCCCAGUCCAUUCAUCACCACCGCGCUCUCCCCUCGUCGUCGAGGCCGUCGCACCUGCCCACCCACACCCACACCCACACCCACACCCACACCCACCACCCCACCACCCCGCACCCGCACCGUUCCCGCUCACCUUCCCCGACCCCGCGUGACCGAGAUCGGGACUGGGUCGACGUUUACUCCCCCCACGAACAAGGUCUGCCCAUCUACAGCACCUCGUCCAAAUCGCACUCGAGCUACUCCGGCCACCACGCGGACUCCGACGCUCAGAUGCAAGUCGUCGAUUCGUCCACCGCGCGACGACGUGGAGGCGGAGCACCUUACGAAGGCGUCAAUUCCCACAUUGCCGGAGAGGAGGACGCUCAUCAAGGCAGUGAUUAUAGAGGGGAGAAUGAGCAUCAGUUCAACACCGGUCAUCGGGGUAGGAGCUCGAGUUAUGAUGGGGACAAGGGGGAGAAGAGCAUUUGGCCUACGUCGGGGAUUGGGAUUGAAGGGCAGGUCCAUGAGACGAUCGCACCGAGUGGCAAGAAGGAGUUUUAUUCAGCGAAUACGGCAGAGGGACAGAAGUGGAACCAGCUUAUUCCGGAGAGGACUCGAUCGUCGACUUGGGUCAGUGAGGGGGAUCAAAUUGAGAGGUUCGAGUCGUCAAAGAGCUGACCUGAAUUUUCUUUUACGGCGGUAAACAGGGAGGUGUCUUCAAGGAGGUCAUGCAGGAGCUCAAACCGCAUAUCCCACUUUUGGUCUACACGUUCCUCGCGCUCUUCACGCGUCUAUAUCGUAUCGGAGCCAACAACACGGUUGUCUGGGACGAGGUCAGUCGCUGCGCCGUGCACGGACUAACUUCGAUUGGCUUCCGUGCUGAAACUGGUUUUGAGCGGCAUAGGCCCACUUUGGAAAGUUUGGAGCCUACUACCUCAACCGAACAUUCUUCUUUGACGUGGGUUGAAAGAUGCCAAAACGCAUCCCACGAGCUCAAGCUGAAUGCUAGGCCGCUUGCACAUUCACCAGGUCCACCCACCGCUUGGCAAGAUGCUUGUCGGGCUCGCCGGCGCUUUGACGGGCUUCAAUGGCUCAUACGACUUCCCUUCUGGCGCGCCUUACCCGGAUCAUGUCCCCUACACCGCGAUGAGGGUCUUGUUGGCUCUGCCUGGUGUGGCGAUGGUCCCUCUCGCUUGGGGCACUGCGCUCGAAUUGCGCUUCUCUAGGUGGUCGACUCAUAUCGUCACAUUGAUGGUCCUCUGUGGUAGGUCAUGCUGGAAAGCUCGAGUAAACGUUCCGAGAUAAUUUGAUGCUAAUAUCGCCCAUCACCCCGAAUUGCAGAUCUCGCCUGGCUCGUCAUCAGUCGCUUCAUCCUCCUCGACUCGAUGUUGAUCUUCUUCACCUUCACGACCGUCUACUUCCUUGCUUGUUUCAACAACACCCAACGAAGACCGUUCGAAGAGGAGUGGUGGUUCUUUUUGACCAUGACGGGGAUCUCGAUUGGCUGUGUGGCGAGGUCAGUGGUGCUUGUCUUGAUCAGAGAGGAACAACAUGCACGACUUGCUGAGCACCUUGGUAUCCUUUGCACCCCGAUAGUGUCAAAUGGGUGGGCUUGUUCGUGACUGCGCUCGUCGGUAUCUACACCGCCGAAGAUCUCUGGAACAAGCUUGGCGAUCUCAGGAUGCCUCACGUGAGCGGCGCCCAUCCCCAGAAUUUCUGGCUCGAUUGCCGAAACUAACUAGCAAUUGCACCCCUUGACCACAGCGCACCUACGUCCGGCACUGGGUCGCGCGCGUGUUGUGCCUCAUCAUCGUCCCCUUCUGCGUCUACGCCCUCACGUUCAAGUUGCACUUCCUCAUCCUCAACCGAUCGGGAAGCGGCGAUUCGCAAAUGAGUUCGCUGUUUCAGGCCCACUUGGCGGGCAACGAUUUUGCGCAGAACCCUCUUGGUACGCCUUUACCCCAGUACUAUGACUUCGGUCAUUUUUCGAGCUGACCCAUUGGGCCCCUUACAGAGGCGGCUUAUGGCUCCAAGGUCACCCUCAAGAACAUGGGCUUCGGUGGAGGUCUCUUGCACUCGCACGUGCAAACCUACCCCGUCGGAUCGCAGCAACAACAAGUGACAUGCUACCACUACAAGGACGAGAACAACGAAUUCCUCAUCACCCCGACGUGGGAAGAACCCCCUCUCGACGAACACGAACCCCUGAGGUACCUCAAGAACGGCGAUGUGAUACGUUUGGUCCACGUUGCGACGGGUCGAAACUUGCAUUCGCAUCCUUUCGUUGCCCCCGUUUCGAAAUUGAACAACGAAGUCUCCUGCUACGGUAACGCGACCGUCGGCGACGUCAACGAUUAUUGGAUCAUCGAAGUCGUCGAUGACCUGGUGCAAGGCUCCAAGAACAAAGUCACGCGUGUGCAUUCCUUGUCGACGAGGCUGAGAUUCAAACAUCAGAACACGGGGUGUUAUCUCCGUGCGGCGAACGCCAUCUUGCCGCAGUGGGGGUUCAAGCAGGUUGAGGUGUCGUGCGAUAAGGCGAAUAAUCCGAAGGAUGAACAUACGUAUUGGAAUAUCGAGUCGCAUUGGAAUGAUCGAUGUGAGUUGUCGACGCCGUCAGCCUGAUUGUAUGCGAGGUAGACUAACUCGUCGGACUCGAUUUGCCACCACAGUACCCGCCGGUGACCAAAAACUUUACCGCUCGCCCUUUUUCCGCGAUUUCUGGCACCUCAACGUCGCCAUGAUGACCUCGAACAACGCGCUCGUCCCGGACCAAGACAAGGAAGACUCGAUCGCCUCCUCCCCCUUCGAAUGGCCCUACCUCUGGAACGGGAUGCGCAUGAACGGUUGGGGCGACGACUCGAUCAAGUACUACCUCGUCGGAAACGCCGUCGUCUGGUGGUUAUCCACCACGUCGUUGUUUGUGUUCAUUGGGGCAUUGUUUUGGCAUUUGAUGAGGUUCCAGAGGAAGAUUAAUGAUUUCGCUCCCGGCGAAUGGAAUCAUUUCCUCUAUGUUGGGAAGAUUGGGUUCGGGGGUUGGGUGCUUCACUAUAUUCCUUUCCUGAUUAUGGGCCGGGUCACGUAUCUGCAUCAUUACGUACGUAGGAGCGUCCCGGAGCUUACUGAACGAACGUCAGCUGACUCCCCAAUUUCCGCAUGACCCUCGCAGCUCCCGACCCUCUGGUUCUCGGUCAUACUCUUCGGCGGCUUGUUGGAUCACUUCGUCUUCAAAUCCCGUCGUCUGACCCAACGUACGAAAUGGAUCGUCUUCCUCACGGUCUGUGGUUCGGUCUUGUUCACGUUUUGGUGGUUUCAUGAGACCGCAUUCGGAAUCGAAGGGCCGGCGACGAAGCUUAAGUAUAGGACUUGGAGGAAGGUGAGAAAGGGGCUUGGGAUCAUCCGUGCGGUCGGUGAGACGAUUGCUGAUCAUUUACGUGUUUUCUUUUUUCGGACAGAGUUGGAAUUUGCGCGAUUGAUCGACUUCGUGCUCGGGUCGUUCUCUUCCGACCUUUGCUUCGAAAACCGCGUGUAUUUAAAACGGUCAGAAUUUAUAACCCCGAACCUCAACCGCGGCCGAGUCAGCUGUGCCUCCUGUUUGCCAAUUUCUUGUACCCCUCGGACGACGCAAUGUGAUGAAUCGAAGGUUGUUACAUCAUGUGGGAAAGGGGAUGGCGGACUUGUACUCACUCGGAGCUGA